AUGCAUACAACAAAAUACACCGACUCAUCUCGUGAGUCAGCGUUGAGAGUCAAACUUCCAAUAUUCACGGUUCAAGGCGUGGUGUCGGAUAACUCCUCGUCGGUUCGCGUUUUUCGUGGUGUCCCUUACGCCGAGCCUCCUGUUGGGGAGCUCCGUUUCCGACCUCCAGUAACCAAGAAACCAGUAUCCGGUAUCGUUGAUGCCACAAAAUACAAGGAUAUUUGCCCUAUAUGGAAUCAGGGAGGCCCGAGUAUCUAUAGCGAGUAUAUUACUGGCGAUCAGCCUUAUCCGUACUUGGAUCAAGGAGAAGAUUGCCUUCAUCUUAAUAUAUGGACUCCUAUGAAUGCGACAUACCACAGUAACUUAACAGUCAUGAUUUGGGUUCAUGGUGGCGGGAACACCGGUGGCAACGCCGCCCAGCCCUUUAAGGAAGGGACUUUCAUUGCCCAGAACCAAAACGUCAUUGUAAUCUCUCUUGACUACCGACUGAACAUUUUCGGUUAUCCUGGAUAUGUACCCGCAUUUGGAGGCAAAAAUCUGAAUCCUGGCCUGCUUGACAUCCGAAAAGCUGUCGAAUGGACCUAUACUUAUAUCAAGUCUUUUGGCGGAGAUCCAGAGAGCAUGAUUUUAUUUGGGCAAUCUGCGGGUGGAGCGAACGUUGAUUACUACACUUAUGCGUGGCCGACUGACCCCCUUUUAAAAGGAUUCAUUUCAGAAAGCGGCGUCGCAAGUUCAUUUGGGAAUUUCGAUCUGCCUGGCAACAACUGGACCUAUGUGGCCAACCACUUCAAUUGCACCGGCGACCAAGAUCAGCAGCUCAGCUGUCUGCAAGAACCUGACAAUCAAACCAUUUUCAGCAAUUACAAAGAUCUCAGGCGACGUGGACAGUAUGCGAAGGGUGGCUAUCUGACUGGUAACAACGCAAAUGAGGGCGAGAGUCUCAUCACGCCUUUCUCCGAGGCAAACGGACCAAACCAGAACUUGGUUUACAUUCAAUCCGAUCUACUGUUCAAUUGUGCAAGCAAUUCAUCAGCAACUGGAGAUACUAUUACCGUGGGGUGUGGCCUAACCAAAAUCCCCUUCGCUUGGCUUGGGUCCUAUCACUCAAGUGAGAUUCCUCAGGUUUGGGGUACAGCAGAAACCUGGGGAGGUAACAAGCUCGGUGGUCCCAACACCCCUGAAGAGGCCGCCUUUAGCCGGUACAUCCAGAGAGCAUGGGCAACCUUUGCUAAAGACCCCAUAAAUGGUCUUUCCAGCUUAGGCUGGCCAAAAUACAACGUAAAUGAGAAUACGUUGGUUCAGCUGGCGUAUAAUGGCUCAACAAUUCCACAAUUCGUGAGCCCUAUGGUGGCUGAUAAGAACUGCACUUUGCCAGGACACUCGGCCUAA
This is a messenger RNA of Penicillium cosmopolitanum, 1389 nucleotides long. RefSeq lists its product as uncharacterized. The coding region runs from base 1 to 1389 and encodes 462 amino acids. Lineage: Eukaryota; Fungi; Ascomycota; Eurotiomycetes; Eurotiales; Aspergillaceae. The record is from RefSeq and is a predicted model, not a curated record. The transcript is spliced from 9 exons.